This is a messenger RNA of Paramecium octaurelia, 314 nucleotides long. The record is from the annotation of a GenBank genome assembly. NCBI's taxonomy places the organism in Eukaryota, Ciliophora, Oligohymenophorea, Peniculida, Parameciidae.
AUUAUGUUAGAUGAUUAAAGUCUAUGGAUUACAUACAAUGCAAUCAGAAGACGCUUGUUAAUCACAAUAUAUUUUAUAUUAUAUUUGGUUUUUGAUAAUGGGCAUUUAUUUUGUGUUUAGGGUAAGGCAAUAUCGAAUAUUUUAAGUCCAUGGGUGUUUAUUUGGCUUAUGUUGCAUAUAAAUUCUUAAGGGCUAAACAUAAUAUUGAAGAAACCAAAAAGAAGAGGAAAUUAAGGUAUUUGGAAAUGUACAAAGAAAAGGAAUAAAAGAAAGGUGAAAUUUAGAAUUAAAAAUAUGGUGAUCGCAAAUUAUGA